GUCUGUGACCCCAUUCAUGCCAAAUCAAACAUGGAGAGAUUGAGAAGAAGGACAACUACAAGUCAAACUCACAUAAACAUAUUUUGUUUGUUUGGUAGCACCAGCCCUUCCAUCAUUUUGUUUUUAUGAUGUCAAUCUCUUCUCUCAAUGUUUACAAAUACACACUCUCUGUUAAACCCUUACCUUCCCUCUCCCAAAAUCUUCUAUAGGGGAGCUCUUACAUGACAAUUUUACCCUUACACUCGUUCUUGGUGUUCUUCUCUUGAUUCUCUGUGUUUACUUCCUAACCAUGGACAAAAGGCCCAGGAAGCAACUUAAGACCACCCACAACUCUUGUUGUUCUGAUGAGGUGAGCAGCAUUGAGUGGGAAUUCAUAAACAUGUCUGAACAAGAGGAAGAUUUGAUACAUAGAAUGUACAAGCUGGUUGGAAACAGGUGGGCACUGAUAGCUGGGAGAAUUCCGGGCCGGAAAGCCGGAGAAAUAGAGAGGUUCUGGUUAAUGAAACAUGGUGAAGGGUUUGCCAGCAGAAGAAAAGAGUUGCUCUUCUUCAACAAUACUCAUCAAUGAAAAUUCAAAUUCUCUCUCUCUCUCUCUCUCUCUCUCUCUCUUUGUGAUUUUGUUUUCUUUGUUUUGUUUUGUUUUAGUCCUUCUAUGCUGUUUGUGACUUGCCAAGUGCCAACUCAGUUCUCUUAGAUUAAAUUAGCGCAGUCUUUGUACACCUUAUGGAAUUUUUAAUAAAAUCUUUUAUUUCUUGAUCAAAAAAUA
Molecule: messenger RNA, 766 nt
Organism: Camellia sinensis
Lineage: Eukaryota; Viridiplantae; Streptophyta; Magnoliopsida; Ericales; Theaceae
Product: MYB-like transcription factor ETC3
Biological process (GO): regulation of DNA-templated transcription; cell differentiation
Cellular component (GO): nucleus
Molecular function (GO): transcription cis-regulatory region binding
Source: RefSeq, a predicted model, not a curated record